CGCGUGCGCACAACACAAUGUUGUGAUCGCGCGAAAAGCUCGCAGGACAGUGAAGACACUUGAAGGAGUUCGUCAUUUCCGUAUUUAUGUAGACGGUGUAUAGAGUCGUGUUUUAGAUAUAAGAAAUUAAUUUUGUUUUCCUGCAUUAAUGUUCUGUGUUCAGAAAUUAUUUUAUCACGCAACGUCGUUUCGCCAACAUGUCCGGACGACCUGGGUCCAAAGGCCCAAGUCGGAAACCCAAAUCCAACACCAGCAACAGGGAUACUGAUAAAGAUGAAGACGUCUUUGAAACCGGCGCAACAGGAAGUGCGGAGUAUGUAGACAAAAGACGUCAGAUAAGACACGAUUAUCGAACUUUGAUUACAGAAACACAGAAAAAUAGAUUGGAUCUGAUUAGACCUGACAAUACAGGGCUUUACACAGCCUUAACAAGAGCUGAUAAACUUUUCAAUGAAGUUAAAAAGACGACAGCGACGCGUGAAGCUGCACUUGAUUCUCAGUUUCUUGUGUUAGCGGCAUCUCUGGGAAACCAACAAGCGCAUCAGUUACACACCGAUUUAGUGGCCUUUGAACCAACAGAGUUUGCUGAGAAACUUAUAACCUUUAUGAAAGGAAGACAGAUUGGACUAGAGGGUGAUGACCAGCAAACAAGGCUCCCAAAAGAAGCAUGGGCGAAACUUGGCAGAGAAGCAUUACCAUGCUUUAGACGAGUUCCUGCAUUUCAUUUUAUGCUUGGUUCAUUUGAAAGAGGAGAAAUUCAGAAGUCUAAGAGAAGUGCUAAUAGAAGAAGAGUGACUGAUAAGGAACUUGGCCCAAAAGUACAUCCCCAACAAUUAGAAAAACUUCAAAAGAAUCAGCAAGAAGUGACAACAGAAGAAGUUGAAAAGGUUCUUGAAUUUCUGAGACAAAUAACUUCUUCAGAUGAUGGUACAUUUGAACCAAUAUCUUUUUUUGAGUUCGUUGUCAACCCAGAAUCCUAUGCUCAAACUGUGGAAAACAUGUUUUAUCUAUCUUUUCUAGUUCGUGAUGGACACGCUGAAGUGGUCUUAGAUGAGGACAAUCUACCUGUUGUUACUCCAAGAGAACCGUAUGUGGAAGGACAGACUACGGAAAGAGUUGACAGAAAACAAGUUGUGGUAACCAUGGAUAUGGAACAAUGGAAAGAAAUUAUUGAUGUUUUUGAGAUAGAGAAACCGAUGAUUCCAACUAGGUCGACACUACAGGAAGAAAAAACCCUCAAUGGCCAUAUUGGUACUGAAGAUGAUUCCUCAGGUCAAGAUGAGUAGAUCACACUUCCUCAUUCAAAGAGAGAAAAUUGUGAUAUCUAAUAACUGAAGUGUACAAUACAAGAAGUCAAUGAAAUGCUGCGACCAUAAUAAUUGACAUUGAGGGCGGUAUCACUUGUUUCACUUCAUUCAUGAACUAUUCUUGACUACAGAUUACAAUUCAAAUUCUACCACAUCAGGAUAAAUACUCGGG
Messenger RNA from Saccoglossus kowalevskii, 1479 nucleotides. Its product is annotated as non-structural maintenance of chromosomes element 4 homolog A-like. Gene Ontology annotation, cellular component: nucleus; Smc5-Smc6 complex. Gene Ontology annotation, biological process: DNA repair. The record is from RefSeq and is a predicted model, not a curated record. NCBI's taxonomy places the organism in Eukaryota, Metazoa, Hemichordata, Enteropneusta, Harrimaniidae.